Messenger RNA from Chanos chanos (milkfish), 1197 nucleotides. It is a transcript of the gene zdhhc23a, whose product is annotated as zDHHC palmitoyltransferase 23a. Gene Ontology annotation, molecular function: protein-cysteine S-palmitoyltransferase activity. Lineage: Eukaryota; Metazoa; Chordata; Actinopteri; Gonorynchiformes; Chanidae. The record is from RefSeq and is a predicted model, not a curated record. Bases 1 to 1197 code for a protein of 398 amino acids. Gene Ontology annotation, cellular component: endoplasmic reticulum; Golgi apparatus. Gene Ontology annotation, biological process: protein targeting to membrane; peptidyl-L-cysteine S-palmitoylation. The transcript is spliced from 5 exons.
AUGAAGCAUAACCGGAUUAAGCCACCGGAGCCUGGUGAUCCGUUCUGUUGCUGUGGUGAUGCAGACGCCUGCUGCUUUGACUGUGACCAAGUGGACAAUGCAUUCAGCAGAAUUUUCAAAAGAGACUUUAAAAAUCUUGACUUUCUCUCUCGCUUUGUGUUUAGUGUGUGUGAGCACACUGGGCUGCCGUGUUGUGCUCUGAGACCCAUUCAGGUCGAGUUCUCCGUCCUUCCCCCCAUGCUGCUGAUUCCUGUUCUACUGCGAGUGGCAGCACUGCAUUGGCUGAUGGGAGUUGUAGUUUUGACUUCACUGCCAGGACUGGUGUUGUGGUAUUACUACAUCACCCAUCGUAAGAAGAGACGCACAUUGUUUUUCCUCAGUCUGGCCCUCUUCUCCCUUGCGUACAUGUACUACCUCUUCCUCACUGAGAUCCUUCCAAGGGGGGAUGUGGAUAAUCUGCAGCUUGUAACUGUGACAACUGGCAUGAUUUUGACUCUGGUCUCUCUUGUGCGCACCAAAAUGGGGCCAGGGUUUGUACAGCCACGCCUACCCAACAGUGCCACCAAUAGUGACAGCAGGUUCCAAAACAGGUACUUUGACCAUUGCAUCAAGACCAGCCAGUCUCAGACUGCAGUGGAGCAAGGAGGAGAGAAGUGGAGGUGGUGUCCCGCAUGCCGCUUGGUGCGUCCCCCAAGGGCGGGGCAUUGUCGGAUCUGUGGAGCAUGUGUUCUCAGAAUGGACCAUCACUGUGUCUGGAUAAACAGUUGUGUAGGGCAGGCCAAUCACAAGCACUUCCUGCUGACACUCCUCCUCUUCCUGUUGACAUCUCUGUACGGUAUUAACCUGGUGCUGCACAGUGUGUGUCCACAACAGAGUUCCCUGACUGCCUUGCUCUACUGCCCCGGAGUUUAUAACCAAUACAGUACGGCGUUGUGUUUUACGUGUGUGUGGUACAGUUCUAUAGUAGCUGGUGGGCUGCUCCACCUGCUGCUCCUGCAGCUCAUGAACAUCAGUUAUAACGUGACAGAACGAGAGAUCCAAAUUGCGCUAAGAAAUGGAACCGCACGCCGCUGGUUCUGUGGCCUUGUCAUCGAUACUGGCGUCUACUCACGUGGCUUCUACCAAAACUGGGCCCAGUUCCUCACCAUGGAUACAAUGGAAAACAUCUCUCCUGUCACACUCACACACAUGGUAUAG